Trichobilharzia szidati is the source of this 207-nucleotide messenger RNA. The record is from the annotation of a GenBank genome assembly. Lineage: Eukaryota; Metazoa; Platyhelminthes; Trematoda; Strigeidida; Schistosomatidae.
AUGUCAUCAAAUUUCACAUUAGCUAAUAUGAUCAUUCCAUCAGUUAAAGCUCCUUUUAUGUGCAUCAUUUCAAAAUUACGCCUACAAAUGUGGUUAUUAUCAGUUUCUCUGAUCAGUACACAAGUGUUAAUACCUUUAAGAUCUACAGAAGAUUCAGAUAUGGAGACGAAUAACCGUGCGAAAGUUCAAGAAUAUUGGAGUGACUAA